Messenger RNA from Elephantulus edwardii (Cape elephant shrew), 3194 nucleotides. RefSeq names its product cAMP-regulated phosphoprotein, 21kDa (gene ARPP21). Bases 216 to 2651 code for a protein of 811 amino acids. Gene Ontology annotation, cellular component: cytoplasm. Gene Ontology annotation, molecular function: nucleic acid binding. The record is from RefSeq and is a predicted model, not a curated record. The transcript is spliced from 19 exons. NCBI's taxonomy places the organism in Eukaryota, Metazoa, Chordata, Mammalia, Macroscelidea, Macroscelididae.
AGGUUGACGAUGAUGGGUCAAACUGUGUGAGGGCAUCGCAUGGAAAUGGACAUUCCGAACUGUUAAUGGGGACAUGGGACUCCGGUCACCCGUGAUCACUGGUGUGGAUCUUCCUGGGGGAGAGACAGAAGCUGCUAACAAGGUGUCCAGACCUACAGCACGCACCCUCCGUGAAAGGGCAUCAGACUUUGUCAUUGUAAAUUGCGUCUGGGAGAAUGUCUGAGCAAGGUGACCUGAGCCAGGCCAUAGUGGAGGAAGGCGGAACUGACCAGGAGCCAGCCACCCCAGAAAAUGGAGUGCUUAAAUCCGAGAGUCUGGACGAAGAGGAGAAGCAAGAAUUGCAGAGGCGGCUGGCAGCUCAGAACCAAGAGAGAAGAAAAUCUAAGUCAGGAGCCGGCAAAGGGAAACUGACCCGCAGCCUUGCCGUCUGUGAGGAAUCGACAAGACCCGGAGCCGAAAGUCUUCAGGACCAGGAAUCCAUUCAUUUACAGCUUUCCAGUUUCCCCAGGCUGCAAGAGGAUGAUAAAUCUAGAAAAGAUGACUCUGACAGAGAAAAGGAAAAGGAUAAAAACAAAGAUAAAACCUCUGAGAAACCCAAGAUCAGAAUGUUAUCAAAAGAUUGCAGCCAAGAAUAUACGGAUUCUACAGGCAUAGAUUUGCACGAGUUUUUGAUUAACACAUUAAAGAAUAAUUCCAGGGACAGGAUGAUCCUUUUGAAAAUGGAGCAAGAAAUGAUUGAUUUCAUCGGGGAUAACAACAACCAUUAUAAGAAGUUCCCUCAGAUGUCAUCAUAUCAGAGGAUGCUGGUCCAUCGCGUGGCAGCCUACUUUGGGCUUGACCACAACGUGGAUCAGACGGGGAAAUCUGUCAUCAUCAACAAGACCUGCAGCACUAGGAUACCAGAGCAAAGGUUUUGUGAACAUUUAAAAGAUGAAAAAGGUGAAGAAUCCCAGAAGCGGUUUAUCUUGAAGCGAGAUAACUCUAGUAUUGAUAAAGAAGACAAUCAGUCAGUUUGCUCCCAGGAAAGCCUUUUUGUGGAAAACAGUAGGCUCUUGGAAGACAGUAACAUAUGCAAUGAGACCUAUAAGAAAAGACAGCUCUUUCGGGGCAACAGAGAUGGCUCAGGGAGGACGUCCGGGAGCCGACAGAGCAGCUCGGAGAAUGAACUCAAGUGGUGCGACCACCAGCGGGCCUGGAGCAGCACGGACUCUGAUAGCUCCAAUCGCAAUCUCAAGCCCACCAUGACCAAGACGGCAAGUUUUGGUGGCAUCACUGUGCUGACCAGAGGUGACAGCACAUCCAGUACCAGGAGUACCGGGAAGCUGUCCAAAGCAGGUUCCGAGUCUUCCAGCGGUGCAGGCUCCCCGGGAUCAUUGUCCCGCACGCACCCACCUCUCCAGAGCUCACCCCUGCUCUCCGGUGUGGCGGCCAACUCCUCCGGCUGUGUGCCCUACCCUCAGAACGGAAUGGGGGGCCAGGUCACUCCCAGCAGCACCAGCUACAUCCUCCUUCCACUCGAAGCUGCAACGGGCAUCCCUCCUGGAAGCAUCCUCCUUAAUCCACACACAGGCCAGCCUUUUGUAAAUCCGGAUGGAACUCCUGCAAUAUACAACCCGCCUACGAGUCAGCAGCCCCUGCGGAGCACGAUGGUGGGACAGGCCCCGCAGCAGCCCCCGCAGCAGCCCUCACCUCAGCCCCAGCAGCAGGCCCAGCAGCCGCAGCCGCAGGUGGCAGGCACACUGGUUACGCAGUCUAUCCAGGGGCUGCAGGCUUCCCCAUCGUCAGUGCAAUAUCCAGCUGUGUCCUUUCCUCCCCAGCAUCUCCUGCCUGUGUCUCCAGGGCAACACUUCCCUGUGAGAGAAGAUGUGGCCACGCAGUUCAGCCAGAUGAACUUGAGCCGACAGUCCUCAGGAGAAACCCCAGAGCCCCCGCUGGGUCCUGUCUACCCAACAUCAAUCUUGCCACAACCAGCCCAGCAGCCAAGCUAUGUCAUUGCCUCCACAGGCCAGCAGAUUCCUCCAGGGGGCUUCACGGGCUCUGGACCACCGAUCUCCCAACAAGUCCUCCAGCCCCCUGCCCCGUCACAGGGCUUCGUGCAGCAGUCUCCGCCCACACAGAUGUCCGUAUAUUACUACCCAUCUGGUCAGUACCCUACCUCAACCACGCAGCAGUACCGGCCCCUGGCCUCGGUUCAGUACAGCGCUCAGAGAAGUCAGCAGAUGUCACAGGCAACGCAGCAAGCAGGCUACCAGGCAGUUUUGUCAGGUCAGCAGGGGUUCCAAGGCCUCCUGGGAGUGCAGCCGCCACCUCAGAGCCAGAGCGUGAUGAGCAACCAACAAGGAACUCCGGUGCAAAGCGUCAUGGUGCCCUACCCAACCAUGUCUUCUUAUCAGGUGCCAAUGACCCAGGGUUCUCAAGGGCUGUCCCAGCAGUCAUACCAACAGCCAAUCAUGCUACCUACCCAGGCAGGGCAAGGCUCGCUCCCAGCCUCGGGAAUGCCCGUGUACUGUAACAUCACCCCGCCAAGCCCCCAGAACAGCCUGCGGCUGAAUGGCCCCAACUGCCCCUCCAGCACGGUCCCCGUGAUGUCAGCCAGCUGCAGGACAAACUGUGUGAGUGUGAGCAGUCCCGCGUGGCAGGUCAAAUUCUGAGAGCUCCGGCUGCCGUGCGUUCCUCUGGACGUGGAUCACGGCCUUCAAGGGAAGAGGAGCCACACGAGAAAGCUGGCUGAGAACUCAAGUAUUCUCUUAACAAUCAAAUGGUUGCUGCUGGUAUUCUGUAAAAAUAAACAAAGACUACUCCACACGUUAGCUGGUUAAUGGUGCAUAUUUCUGUCAUGUCUGCUAGGUAUGCCUUUCUAGCUUAGCUAGUGACAUGAAUUCAUCAAGGUAAGAUUUUUUCCUACCACGGAAUACCACUGUGUAGACUACAAGAUCCCUAAUUUGGAUUAGUUUUGUACUUUGUGUUGAGUUUGUGAUGCUAAAAGUAUUUAAAAGAAAAAAAAAUUCUAUACCGAAAUCACAAUGUACCAAAGCUGUAACAGGAAAAGAAGAGUUGAUGAAUGGAAAGACUAAUUUAUAUACACUAUAGAGUUUUCUUUUUUUAAUGGAUAUAUACUGUAUUGUAGUGCUUAAUUAAAAUAAAAUUAUUUGACCUUAUGGAGGAAGGUCAUUUUUUAGCACCCGUGUGGUUCA